Messenger RNA from Scylla paramamosain (green mud crab), 1378 nucleotides. Its product is annotated as probable E3 ubiquitin-protein ligase HERC4. The record is from RefSeq and is a predicted model, not a curated record. Gene Ontology annotation, molecular function: ubiquitin protein ligase activity. The coding region runs from base 816 to 1229 and encodes 137 amino acids. The transcript has 6 exons. Gene Ontology annotation, biological process: protein polyubiquitination. NCBI's taxonomy places the organism in Eukaryota, Metazoa, Arthropoda, Malacostraca, Decapoda, Portunidae.
AGCAUGGCCACCGUCAGCAGGGAGAGUGGGGGUGCUGAGGACUUUUGCAGCCCUCCCCUACCCCGACCAAAUGCCCCUCUCUCUCACAAUUCAAGAACAUAUGAUUAAGAAACUUCUGUCAAUUGAGGAAGAAGACAUGAUUGAUGACGAUUUGUUUACGUACACAGAGACAGUGUUUGCCUCAGUGUGCGCUUGGAACAGCUCCCUCACGCUUGCUGGCUUGCACAAACACACACACACACGGGCUGGACUACCGUUUGGCUGAGGACUGUGUGGCUCAGAUUGGCCGGAUUGCAAGGGAGACCAUCCAGGAAGUGGCGAGUGCGUGCGUUUGUGUGCGUUUCACUGCAUUUUACUGAAGGUUUCCCAGGACAAAACAGGACAAACCGACCUGCUGGCAUUUCACACGCAGAAUCUCACAAGCGUCCACUGAUCCAUUACCGAGCUAAUCCAAACGUAUCCAAACGUCCACAGGUUCGUACUGGCAUUCAAAACGUGGCCAAGAGUCUUCCUUCGCAUCCCCCCAGCCAGGACGCCUUACGCUGUUAUGUCCUUCCCCUGUACAAGGACUUCACUGACCCUAAACAAACGGCCAAACUCCAAACGCCGUAUGCUGAGGGAGUGUUGAAGCUUGGCAAGGAGAUGGCGGAGGUGUUCAAGACCGGCGUGCCCUUGUGUCUUCCCUGCGGCUGUUGUCCCUGGUCCACGGUCUGAACUUCCAAGCCGGCUGCCGAGUGGGGCGGUUGAACUACGACGACUUUUACAUCCCAGAAAUUGCAGAGAAAAUUGAUAUUAGGAAUGAUUACUUGAACUGGAUGAACAGCAGGCUUCACCCGAUGUCCAGGAGGGAGAGUCCAAUCCUGUUCUGUGAGUAUCCAUUCUUGUUCGAUCCUCAGGCCAAGACGCUGCUGCUCAGGUGUGACGCCACUCGGCAGGGCGAAUGUUUCCCAGACCACCCGGUCAUACGCACGUUCUGGGAAGUAUUUCACAAACUCUCCCUGGAGCAGAAGAAGUGGUUUUUGAAGUUCCUGACGGGCACUGACAGGGUUCCUAUUCUGGGCCUGAAGGCACUCAAGUUGAUGAUCCAAAGCACAGCAGACGACAGCUUCCUUCCUUUCGCACACACCUGCAUCACCCAACUCAACCUGCCAAAAUACAACACCAAAGAGAAGCUGAAAUACAAACUUCUACAGGCCGUACAGCAGAGUGAAGGGUUCGGCCUGGUGUGAGGGUGUCAGGGGGUGUUGACGGGGUGUGAGGGGGUGUUGAAGGGUGUGAGGGGGUCAGGGGGAGGCUGUGUGAGUUGGAUAAGAGUGACCUUGUGUGUGGGAGGAAGUGCCUGUUAAGAAAAUAGAAUAUAUAGAAAUUAAUAGAAAAU